Molecule: messenger RNA, 1188 nt
Organism: Exserohilum turcica Et28A
Lineage: Eukaryota; Fungi; Ascomycota; Dothideomycetes; Pleosporales; Pleosporaceae
Exons: 3
Coding region: 33-1082 (349 amino acids)
Source: RefSeq, a predicted model, not a curated record
UUUCCGCGUACUGCCGUUAGCAUCGGUCUAAUAUGUUUCGCAACGGAGCGUCUCGCCUAGCUCAAAGGUCCGUCGCAGCACCAAAGGCUGCGCGAUCAGCGGCACACUUCACCCGCACAGCACCAUCACACCAAUGGGUAGCCCAAUUCGGAUCCCUGGCUUCGAGGAGGCCACAGCUGGCUCAGAAGGCGGCUGCGCUGAAAUCGCCUUCAUCUGCCAUCCUGCGCCGAAGCAUGGCAGAGGGAAAGUUGACGGAAGCACAGAAGAAGGCUGAGAGCAGAUAUAGACAAGAGGAGCUUAAGCCCACACCAGAGACUGUUACGAGCACCAGUACUACGCAUCCUUUGUUUUCAGAGGUUGGUGCCGAGACGCCGAAGAACGAGGUUGACAUGACGGCGGGCAUCAAGCAUGAUGUAAACACAGUCAAGGACACAUUUUCGCUCGCUGCAGUGCCCCGCGAAGCAUACUACAUGGGUCUCGCCGGCACACUUCCCUACCUCGCAACAUCGCUUUCUACCGUUUACCUCUCCUGGGAACUCAACCACUCGAUCGCCGGUUACGGCUUCAUGUUCUCCGAGAAGAACGCCACAUUUCUCCUGCACCUGAUUGAGCCCGUACAAAUCGGAUAUGGCGCGUCGAUUUUGAGUUUUCUCGGUGCUAUCCACUGGGGCCUCGAGUGGGCUGGUUACGGCGGCUACCAGGGAUACAAGCGCUACGCUAUUGGCGUCGUAGCACCUAUGGUUGCUUGGUCUACACUUCUCAUGCCUGUCGAGGGUGCAUUGGUCGGCCAAUUUCUAGGUUUCAUCGGAUUGUACUAUGUCGAUACUCGAGCAACAUACCGAGGCUGGACGCCCAACUGGUAUGCUACAUACCGUUUAGUCCUUACUAUGAUUGUCGGCGCCAGCAUCGUCGCUACCCUCAUUGGGCGCAGUGAGCUUCCAGAGCAUAUUCCUGGCUCGGUUGACCGCGCGAAGGUCUUCAAAGACGAGGGCUCAUCAGAGGAAAAGCUUGCAGAGCAUGAGACAGCAUUGGCGGAGAAGAAAAAGAAUGCUGCUCGCAGCGAUGACAGGGGCAAGAAUUAGAUUUCGCCAAAUGAAGCACCCUCGGUGUUUCUGGCUACGAGAGAUGACGAUUUGGUAAUUUCAUAUUAAUAUGUAGUUUAUGAGUAAGAGAUUCUUCAAUACUGUA